This is a messenger RNA of Miscanthus lutarioriparius, 561 nucleotides long. The record is from the annotation of a GenBank genome assembly. NCBI's taxonomy places the organism in Eukaryota, Viridiplantae, Streptophyta, Magnoliopsida, Poales, Poaceae.
AUGGCGGCGCUGGCGCGCCCGUACCGGAUCCCCGCUCUGCCGGAGGAGGAGGAAGACGAGCAGGUGGCCACGCAGUGCACGAGGCAGACGUGCGGGACGUGCAGCGCGUCGGCGGUGGCGAGCUGCGUGGCGCUGUGCUGCUGCCCGUGCGCCGUGGUGAGCUGCCUCACGCUGGCGCUCGUCAAGGCGCCCUACGUGGCGGGCCGCCGGUGCGUGGCCAGGAUCGCCAGGAGGCGGCUCCGGAAGGCGAGGACGAGGCGCGUCCGCGACCUGAACGACGAGCACGAGCAGCAGCAGGGCCCGUGGCGAAGCAAGGAGCUGUGGGGCGACGACCUGCCUCGUGCGGCCGUGGACUGCGCCGACGACGGCGGCAGCAGGACGAAGGUGAGCUCCAGGAUGGACGUGUCCGAGAAGGUGUGGGUGGACAUGUACCAGGUCGGGCUCUGGGGGUUCGGCCGGCUGUCUUUCUCGGCGGCGAUCGGAGGCGGAGGCGACUCCGAGAAGGACGGCGACACUACUGCACCUGAGUCCUUGAGUAAGGCGGGCACUGGUUCACCCUAG